Cottoperca gobio is the source of this 1337-nucleotide messenger RNA. Its product is annotated as prostaglandin D2 receptor 2-like. Gene Ontology annotation, molecular function: G protein-coupled receptor activity; complement receptor activity. The record is from RefSeq and is a predicted model, not a curated record. Gene Ontology annotation, cellular component: plasma membrane. Lineage: Eukaryota; Metazoa; Chordata; Actinopteri; Perciformes; Bovichtidae. Gene Ontology annotation, biological process: inflammatory response; phospholipase C-activating G protein-coupled receptor signaling pathway; complement receptor mediated signaling pathway.
UGAGGCUGAUGCUGGGUAGUGUGUCUUACUGUAGCAUGACAGAGGUCUCAUCAGACCUGCCAGAAACACAAGACUAGAUUGUCACAGUGUGAGUUAAAGGCUAAGGUAAAGGACUUCAGCUCAGCACGACAUCGAGACGUUUUUCUUCCAAGAUGGUGUUUUGUCCCGUCAGCCAGAUAGCAAAUAUCAGCAUUUAUCACUCAUCAAACCAAACAGCCAAGAUGAGUUAUUUGAGCGUGUUCACCAUAUCCCUCCAUGGCUUGUUCUCUUCCAUUGGAAUCAUAGAAAACCUCCUGAUCCUCGGGGUAGUGGGCUUCCAUGUCCAGCGCUCUGUCAUCAGCAUCUGGGUCAUGAACCUUGCAGCCUCUGACCUGCUGGCCACUGCAUCCCUGCCCUUCUUCACCUUCUUCAUGGCCCGCGGCCACACCUGGACGUUGGGCACAACCUUCUGCCGCAUUCAUUCCUCCAUCUUCUUCCUCAACAUGUUUGUCAGUGGCUUCCUGCUGGCGGCCAUUUCUUUGGACCGCUGCCUGGUGGUGUUGAGACCUGUUUGGGCGCAGAACUACAGGAACGUCCGACUAGUCGGGAGGGUAUGUGGGAUAAUUUGGGCCAUGGCUGUGGUCUUCACUAUCCCCUUCUACAUAUUCCGUGAUACCAUUUCCCUACCUAACGGCAAGAUCCAGUGUUACUACAAUUAUGCCAAACUCCUCCCUGCUGAACCCUUUGACCUGGGAUCUUUAUGUAAGCAGCGGAAGGAGGCCUUGGCCUUCUUCAAGCUCUUCAUAUCCUUCCUGCUCCCUCUAAUGUUCAUCACCCUCAGCUAUGCUGCCGUGAAUAGGCGCUUGGCGCGCAGAGGCUGCCGACGCCCUUUCCGUUUCGUUCGGCUCGUAGUGGCCGUUGUGGUGAGCUUUAUACUCUGCUGGGCUCCGUACCACAUCUUCAUCAUCAUGGAAGUGAUGGCUCCCAGUGGGCAUCCUUUGCAGAAAUUUGCAGGCAGGGCCCUCCCAAUCGCAGCAACCAUCGGCUUCUUCAACAGUGUCCUUAACCCCAUUCUGUAUGUGUUCAGCUGCCCUGACCUGUGCAGGAAGAUUAAACAUUCUCUGGGUGCGGUGAUGGAGGGUGUUCUGGCUGAGGAUCUGGCAGAACUAAACCGACGCCGCAGCACCGCUCGCUCUCUCAGCACCACCGAGAUUGAGUUGAAGCAGAGGAAUUCUAUUACAACCCUGUGUCUGAAAGGAGAGGAUGUGUAGUAAAAUGAAAAUCCUGCUAACCCUGCUUAGAACUGAAUGAAAACACACCGGAAAUGUUCUAAUAGUGACAAGGCUUUUAUUUACUUC